This is a messenger RNA of Limulus polyphemus (Atlantic horseshoe crab), 481 nucleotides long. RefSeq names its product ras-related GTP-binding protein C-like. The annotation marks the transcript as partial. NCBI's taxonomy places the organism in Eukaryota, Metazoa, Arthropoda, Merostomata, Xiphosura, Limulidae. The transcript has 4 exons. Gene Ontology annotation, molecular function: GTPase activity; GTP binding. The record is from RefSeq and is a predicted model, not a curated record. Gene Ontology annotation, cellular component: lysosome; nucleus; Gtr1-Gtr2 GTPase complex. Gene Ontology annotation, biological process: cellular response to amino acid stimulus; positive regulation of TOR signaling; regulation of autophagy.
UGAGGGUUUACUUUCUGCUGUUAGAAUUAGGCUGUUUAAGUUUUUAAAUUAAUUAAUAUUGUGUACAGUUGAAAUAAAAGUAUAUAACGAAAUCCAAAAAAUGUCGUACGAGGAGGAAGACUACCCUCGGGGAGAUUAUAUCGUUGGUUCUUUUCCCAAGGAUUUUGGUUAUGGUCCAGAUGAUCAAGAUGGUGAGAUUGAAGUUGCCAACACAACACAAAAACCCAGGAUUCUUCUGAUGGGACUUAGAAGGAGCGGGAAGUCGUCAAUCCAGAAGGUAGUCUUCCACAAGAUGUCUCCAAAUGAAACAUUGUUUUUAGAAAGCACAAACAAAAUUAUCAAAGAUGAUAUUUCCAAUAGUUCAUUUGUCCAGUUUCAAAUUUGGGAUUUCCCUGGACAGAUUGAUUUUUUUGACCCAACGUUUGACUCUGAGGUUAUAUUUGGUGGCUGUGGAGCUUUAGUUUUUGUAAUAGAUGCUCAG